AUGGUGCAACUAGAUACGCCUACGAGCAGCGAAUUGCGAAAACCCAUCACUUCACCUUUUGCAGGAGGUAUGACUACUGCUCAAUUGGAACGAGUGUUACAAACAACUCCUGAAAUGAAUAGAUUUAAUCCUUCGAGAAGACGCCUUCAAGCGCUAAAAACUCCUGAUGUUCGCACUUCCAAAAGUGAAAUCGUCACUGCUAGUGAUGAAGUAGCUACGGCUUCAAUUCCAUCUCCGAUUGUUCACCCGCCUGUUUCGCUAAUCUGCGAAGAUUCGGGAGAGGGAAUAAAUAAUAUAUCGGCGGCUAUACGAGCUGAUGAUGUACAGGGAAGUGCUUUGAAAUCUACUGACUCUAUUCCUCCUCCCUGCCACAAAGACAUUUUGAGCUCAAAGCAACAAGGUGGAACAUUUCCAAAAAGAUUCUUGAAAACAAUUGCAAAACGCAAACAGUUACGCAGGGGGAAACGCAAAGAGUCUAGAGUCUUCACGUCGCAUCCGGUGGAAAAGACAUUGAGCACAUUCUUCAAUGGAGAGAAAAGUGGUCAGCACGAGGGUUUCUCUUCUCAAGAAUCUGGUAGCAUGGCUAGGGUAGAAACAUCGGCACUAAGAUUAGAAACUCUCAGUGGUGAAACAUCCGGUGACAGUCAGGAAUCUAUAAGCCUUGAAGAGAUCAUUCGGAUGGCUCCUCGCACAUCCACUUCACAGGCAAGGAAUGAUUUUACACCACGUUAUGUUAGUCUAUCAUUUGGACCUGCACGGCUGGUACGAAGAGCGAAUAUGAGCUCGGAUAAUGAGGACGAUGAUGGUGAUGAUGAUGGUGAUGAUGGUGAUGAUGGUGAUGAUGGUGAUGAUGGUGAUGAUGGUGAUGAUGGUGAUGAUGGUGAUGAUGGUGAUGAUGACCUUAACAAACUUGAAAUGGCGAUCCUUGGUUUAGGCGAUAGUAAUGAUUCAUUCAUAUCUAUGCCUGGCCCAGAUGACUCCGAUGGUGCUGACAUCAAACCCAAAUCUCGAGCUGGUCGCCUAAAUCGCCAGAAGCAGAAGAAAAAGAAGAAAAUUCCUCGAAGGCUCCUGAUAGACGAGCUGUACCUAGUAUCUGAAAGGGUGGAAGAACUGACCCAGGAGAAUGACGUUGAAAGUGUACAAUCUUUGGGAGAACUACCAGAUGAUCCAAUCUCACAAGACGCCCCAGAUGCGCCACAAGUCAUAAACACUGUUGGCCGCACAAAGCGCGAAUUGAGCACGCUCCAAAGAUGGAGCUGCGAAGCCUUUGGAAAGAUUGAUGCAAGAGAAUUUCGGUUCCCAAAACUUGGAAGCACAUCUCCUCAGGCAAGAACAGAAAGUCGCCAUGAGAUGCGCCCGUCCCAUUCGGAUGGCUUCGUAGGAUCUGAAGCAGAUUCUACUGGUCAAUUUAUGGUGUUUUCUAAGCAAAAACGUGUCAACAUUGGCAUAUGGGGACUGACUACUCGGGUAGCACAACUGCAGUUGGUUCGCGAGAAGGACUACGGGCUAGUCGAGGAGUCGAACGACCAAAUUAAAAAAAGAACUUCAGCGAGAGUACCCAAGAGACCUCCACAAAAGCAAGCUAAAGUCAAUGUGCCAGUUUUCAUUGAGCCUAAGGCUCAAGCGGUUGAGAUGGGCGAUGCUCAACAAAUCAACCAGGACAACCAGGACAACCCAGACCAUCAAGACCAUGACGACGAUCAAAAGGGUCGGCCGAUGAAUGGAUAUGUCCCUGGUGAUGGAAUCAUCCCAAAUGUAGAGAACAAAUCGCCGUUGAGACUGCAUCGGGAAGUAUGUCGAGAAGUCACAUUCGAUGAGAGGCUCGAUGUUAAUCAGCGUGCGAGAAUGCACUCUUCUAAUUCCUUGGUCCGGCGAGAUAUGGAAAUGAAGUUUUCAGAGAGUUGUCACCGUGGAGAGUGUGAGGAGGAUGGGCGAUCUUGGCAUGAAUCUGAGCGCAGCGUCGUGAGCAUCUCAAGUGAUGACGACGACCCCGAAGAAAGCGACGAUACCAGUGAUAGUAGCAGUGAAGAGUUGAAUGAAGGACAGCAGAUGGAAGGAGAUUCUGAUGCUCAAACGACUUCGGCAGAGGACACAGACAGCCAAAGUGACGCUACUAGUAUUUCAGUUGCAGAAGAACUAAGUGAGGCUAGUGAGAGUAGUGGUGAAGACAUGGAUAAAGAGGGUGAGGAUGAGGAGGGUGAGGAGAACGAGAAGGGAGAAUACUCUACUGUACAGGCGGUAUUGGAAGAAGAAAUGAACAAACAAAUUGAUGAGGGUAGAGUCUCCACUGAAAACCCAAGUGGAGCAGGCGAGCCUAUCAGCAAAGAGGGCUACAAGCAGUUGAGGAGUGAGGUAGAAAUUACCACAGUCUCGUUGUUGGGGGGAUCAAACCAGCAUAAGGAGAGCUCUCCAUUUGAAGAUUUGCUGCUGGAAGAAUCUCAAAGAACAGAAGCUGGCGCGAUUGAAGAGAUUGACGACGUUGAGCCAUCGCAGCUAUCUGUUGCCAUGAGUUGGCAGAAUACCGCAUAUGCAAUAUCAAUAUCAGAAGCUGAUACCUGGAGACCACGUAGACCGAAGCCGAGCUGCGUGGUUAAUGAGACAGAAGAAGAUAUUGUGGACAGUCCAAGCCCGAUUUCGAUAAUCGUCAAAAGAAGAAGAUCAGCUGGUCUUCAGACACAUAGACGAAGGAGAACAUUCAGUAGUCGACCGCUUACCCUUACGACAAGCCGAUCCGCCACUCCGCCUGGCCUUGAUCUGGGAGAGACUCAGGUUGUGGUACCUGAGGUCCCAGAAACACAAUUUGUUGCAGCGGCUCGCGAGAUGUCUCCUGAGCUUGGCAAAUCGCAAGUGGCCGAUUUGUCUAAUGAGCUCGAGAACUCGAUGAUUGACGCACUGCCUCCUGACAACCAGCAAAACUUCUUGCCUCAUUUUUCUCAGCUCUCAUUUAUUCCAGAAGACAUACCAGAAGAAAGCUACUUUUACAGGGCUUCCCAAUCUUUGAAGGGAGAUUUUGGAACACCUAAAUCACGAGCUAAGUCGACUCCAGCUCGUUUUUCUCCAGAAUAUAAUCAAGCAAUCGUAACUCCUGCCUCGAUUCAGCCAGGUGCCGAGACUACGGCGAGUGUAUUCUCUGCAUCAGGGAUAUCACCUAAAUUCUCACAACAGUCGUAUCGACCCACGCCCAGAUCAGUAAAAAGUUUGAGCCGUCUUACCAGACAAGCAAGCUUCGCCUUUGGGACUUUGCCGGUUUCUGCCAGGAAGAGGACAAAAACUUUACCAUUUGUUCCACCAUUCAAAAAGCCAACCUUGCGGAUCAAGCGAUGA
Messenger RNA from Sclerotinia sclerotiorum 1980 UF-70, 3324 nucleotides. RefSeq lists its product with no specific name. The coding region runs from base 1 to 3324 and encodes 1107 amino acids. The transcript is spliced from 2 exons. Lineage: Eukaryota; Fungi; Ascomycota; Leotiomycetes; Helotiales; Sclerotiniaceae. The record is from RefSeq and is a predicted model, not a curated record.